Messenger RNA from Sturnus vulgaris (Common starling), 975 nucleotides. The record is from RefSeq and is a predicted model, not a curated record. NCBI's taxonomy places the organism in Eukaryota, Metazoa, Chordata, Aves, Passeriformes, Sturnidae.
UAUAGGAGACACUGACCAUGUCUUCAGGAAGGCAAUCCUAGCUCCUCAUGUAACCUCCCUCUCCUCUCUGCCCCAGCAGACCCCUUUGUGGUUCAGUGCAUGGCAGGCUGCAUGCUGUACCCCAACAGAACCUCCCAGGCCUUUGCCUAUGUAGGUUACAAUGGUCAGGAUUUCCUCAGCUUUGACACAGAGAAUGUCACCUGGACCCUCUCCCAGGACACCAAGUUGUCACGGUAUGUCCAGUCAUUUCUCCAGAACUACACUGCCUUGAAUGAGCUGGUGGAAAUUAUUUUCAAUGAUACUUGUGUCGAUGAAAUGGAGAUGUUCCUGCACUAUGGGAGGGCAGCUGUGGAGAGACAAGAGCUGCCUGUCGCCACGGUCUUCGCCCGCACCCCCAGCCUAGAUCAGCUAUUGCUUGUUUGCCAUGUCACUGGUUUCUACCCCCGUCCCAUCAGCGUGGCCUGGCUGCGGGAUGGCCAGGAGGUGCCUCCAGGCCCAGCGCUCAACACCAGCACCAUCCUGCCCAACGCUGACCUCACCUACCAGCUCCGCAGCGUCCUGGCCGUGGCCCCCCGUGAUGGGCACAGCUAUGUCUGCCGUGUGCGCCACCACAGCCUGGGCACACGCAGCCUUCUCAUCCCAUGGGCUUCUGCUUGUUUCCCAGGGAACUCAGAAGUGGUGCUGAUCACAGGGCUCAUGGCCGGACUGCUUGCUGCCAUGGCCAUUGCUGCCAUAUCAGUGCUUUGGGUGUGGAGACAAAGAAAGCACCAGCAGAUGGAGGAAUCAGAGUCCAGGAACUCCAUCCUGAGCAAAGAAGCUUAGCUCAGAAGGGAGGCAACAGUCCCCAUUCCCUCCCACUGCCUUCAAAGCAACAAGAACUACCUUUUUCUGCUUCACAAAAGUUCUGGGCAUUGCCAAUUGCAAGACUAAUUCAAUUCAGAGAUGUACAAGAAAAACCUGGCAAGAGAAACCUGA